Quercus lobata is the source of this 1439-nucleotide messenger RNA. Its product is annotated as benzyl alcohol O-benzoyltransferase-like. The transcript is spliced from 2 exons. The record is from RefSeq and is a predicted model, not a curated record. NCBI's taxonomy places the organism in Eukaryota, Viridiplantae, Streptophyta, Magnoliopsida, Fagales, Fagaceae. The coding region runs from base 51 to 1439 and encodes 462 amino acids.
CAAUAAUCAAACUUUCCUCCCUUGAAAGUUGCUGUAAGCUCUGAGCAUCUAUGGCAAUCAUGGCUCCAUCAUUCACUUCUCUGGUUUUCACAGUGAGAAGGUGUGAACCAGAACUGGUAUCUCCAGCUAAGCCCACUCCUAAUGAAUUUAAACAGCUUUCAGACUUGGAUGAUCGAGACAGCCUUCGAUUCCAAAUCCCAAUUAUACAAUUCUACAAAUAUAAUCCCUCAAUGCAAGGGAGAGAUACAGUGAAGAUCAUUAGAGAAGCACUGUCAAAAACACUUGUAUUCUACUACCCUUUUGCAGGUAGACUUAGGGAAGGGCCUGGUGCAAAGCUUAUGGUAGAAUGUACAGGUGAAGGUGUCAUGUUCAUUGAGGCUGAUGCUGAUGUUUCACUAGACCAGUUUGGACAUGCAAUUCAUCCUCCAUUUCCGUGUAUAGAUGAGCUCCUUUAUGAUGUUCCUGGCUCAGGAGAAAUGCUUAAUUGCCCAUUAUUGCUUAUCCAGGUGACACGACUAAGGUGUGGUGGAUUUAUCUUUGCCCUACGCCUCAACCAUCUUAUGAGUGAUGCUCCCAGCAUAGUUCAAUUCAUGAAUGCCAUGGGUGAGAUGGCACGAGGAGUAUGUGCACCUUCAAUCCCACCUGUGUGGCAAAGGGAACUUCUCAACGCUAGGAACCCGCCACAGGUGACAUGCACACAUCACGAAUUUGAUGAAUUGGUUAAGCCUCAGAGCUUGAUCAUCAACUCUCUUCAUGAACUAGCCUGUUGCUCUUUCUUCUUUGGAUCAACCGAAGUAUGUGCUAUUCGUAAAAGGAUACCUCACCACUUGGGUAAAUAUUCCACAUUUGAGGUACUAACUGCGUUCAUGUGGCGAUGCCGUACCAUAGCACUCUCACCAGACCCAGAAGACCAAGUGCGCUUGAUAUUUAUGAAUAAUGUGCGAGCCAUAUUGAACCCUCCAUUACCAAGAGGGUAUUAUGGCAAUGCAUAUGCAAUCUCACUAGCAGUAACAACAGCUAGGGAGCUUUGUGAGAACCCUUUAGAGUACGCAUUGGAACUAGUUCGAAAGGCAAAAGCUAAUGUCAAUGAUGAGUACAUUCGAUCAUUUAUAGACCUGGUGGUGAGUAAAGGCCGACCUCGUACCACCAUUGUGCAAUCCUUCGUUGUGUCAAACACGGCACGUGUGGGGUUCAGAGACGUAGACUGUGGGUGGGGAAAGGCAAUCUAUGGUGGAGUAGCCAACAUUUUUGAAAGCCCGAGUACUAGUGCUACUUCAUUUUACAUUGAAGCGAUGAAUAGUAAAGGAGAGGAUGGGAUUAUGGUGCCUAUGUGCUUACCAACCCUAGCAAUGGAAAGAUUUGUGCAGGAGCUGAAUAAUAUCUUACAAGACCAAUCAGAUGGCGGUCCGAUGUCCAAAUUUAUAAUUUCUUCCAUGUGA